Molecule: messenger RNA, 445 nt
Organism: Ctenocephalides felis (cat flea)
Lineage: Eukaryota; Metazoa; Arthropoda; Insecta; Siphonaptera; Pulicidae
Exons: 3
Coding region: 143-445 (100 amino acids)
Source: RefSeq, a predicted model, not a curated record
GUUUGUUGUUCAAUCACAUUGUACCAAAACUAUAGUUUAAAUAUAUUUUUUCUGUAUCCUAAUUGUCUAUCAUUUACUGAGAAAUAAGAAGAAUAGAAGCAGACUUUGUUUUCACGUGUCUCUUCCGCCUGAAAUUUUAAGAAUGUCUUCAUUGUUUCCGGGUAAUACAAGGAGGGAAAAAUCAGUUUUUUAUAACUUGCAAGUAAUAGAAUUGUGUACCACAUUUGAUUUAGAUGAUGUCGAAAAGGCACUCAAAGGCAUCAUUCAAAUGAGGAAAAAGAAAAAAGGAUUAGAACGUUUGGAAUACAUAUACAUACGUCUUAAAAAGCCCUACGAGUACACAUGGCCAACAUUUACAGAAAAAGUAUCACAAAUCAGCGAAAACUACAAGCAGCAUUUCGCCAAUUUAAAAAUAUGGUUUUAUCUGGAUACACUCAACAUGUAA